Messenger RNA from Owenia fusiformis, 1866 nucleotides. Lineage: Eukaryota; Metazoa; Annelida; Polychaeta; Sabellida; Oweniidae. The record is from the annotation of a GenBank genome assembly.
AUGUUUGCUGAGGACAAAUAUUUUCUAUAUUUACGACUUGUUGGCAGCAAUGGCCAGCGGAUUUCUUCAACCAGAAGUGACAAACACAAAGCAGAAGUUGAAAAAUCAAUCAAAAUGAGUAGUCAGCAAUCAAAUCACACCCAUGCUGAAGCAGAACCAAUGAAUGCUGGAAAUCACGACGGUAAAUCUGAUGAGGGAAGUGACAAUAGUGGUAUCAAACUGAAAAAAGAGCUUGGACUUCACAAUGGAGUUGCAAUCAUUGUUGGUGUUAUUAUUGGAAGUGGGAUCUUUGUGUCUCCAAAAGGAGUCCUCAUUGAAGCUGGUUCAGUCGGGUCCUCGCUGAUAGUAUGGACAUUAUGCGGCGUUGUUUCAUUGAUCGGGGCCAUGUGUUAUGCAGAACUUGGAACAAUGAUUCUAAAAUCUGGAGCGGAUUAUGCGUACAUCAAUGAAGCGUUUGGAUCAUUACCAGCGUUUCUGUAUCUCUGGGUUGCGCUACUUGUGAUCAUCCCGACAGGAAAUGCAAUCACUGCACUGACAUUCGCUAACUACAUUCUGCAGCCUAUCUUUCCCGAUUGUGACCCACCAGAUACGGCUGUGAGGUUGCUGGCAGCUUUAGCGAUAACUUUAUUGACGUUUGUUAAUUGUGCGAAUGUGAAAUGGGCAAACAAGGUACAGAUAGUGUUCACAGUAGCAAAGGUGGCAGCACUGGUCCUCAUCAUCAUUAUCGGAGCUGUGUAUCUCGCUAAAGGGAAUACAAAAAGUUUUGAGGAUCCAUGGAAGAACUCAAAUACAGAACCUGGGGCCAUAGCACUUUCAUUUUACUCAGGGUUAUUCUCAUAUGCAGGAUGGAAUUAUCUCAACUUUGUAACUGAAGAGCUUCAAAAUCCUUACAAAAAUCUUCCAAGGGCAAUCUGGAUCUCAAUGCCCCUAGUGACGGGAGUCUACGUGCUGGCCAAUGUGGCAUACUUUGCUGUCCUCACUCCUGAAGAGCUCUUAGAAUCUAAUGCAGUCGCUGUUACAUUUGGUGGUCGGAUGUUGGGCCCAAUGGCAUGGAUAAUGCCAGUUUUUGUAGCUGCAUCAACAUUCGGGGGCCUCAAUGGUGCCAUCUUUACUUCAGCUAGGUUAUUUUUUGUAGGGGCAAGACAAGGUCAUCUCCCAGAAUCCUUAGCACUUAUAAAUGUCAAACAUUAUACUCCACUGCCCUCUUUAGUAUUUGUGUGUCUCAUGUCACUAGUGAUGUUGUGUACUAGUGACGUCUAUGUCCUCAUUAACUACACAAGUUUUGUUGAAUCAGCAUUUAUUGGGAUCUCAAUCGCUGGAUUAUUGUACCUCAGAUGGAAACAACCAGACACAUUUCGACCAAUCAGAGUUAGUCUUGUGUGGCCAAUUAUAUUCUCAGUGAUCUGCGCGUUCCUGAUCCUCUUCCCACUGUUCUACAGUCCCUUUGAGUGCCUCAUGGGAAUCAUUAUGACGGCCACUGGUAUCCCCGUCUACUGGCUUGGUGUCAGUUGGUCCAAAAAACCUAAAUUGAUUCGCUCAUGGAUUCAACGUUUCACAAUAUCUGUUCAGAAGUUGCUUUACUGUGUAUAUCAAGAAAAAGAAGACUAGAGCUACUUAUUUAAGUGUAAUGGUCAAUUUGAUUGUGAUGCUGUUGUGACACCUUUUGGUGACAUUUACAACUAAAAGACCGUCAGCAUAACUGUUAACACCAUUAUGGAAUAAUGCAUAUGUACCAAAGAUAUGAUAUACAAGACAUUAAAUCUGAAAUGUAUCAUAGCAAGAUCACAAGCACUGACUUGAGUAUGGAUCUGAAUAUGUUGAUAGAUACAUGUUCAGGGCCAGGCUGAGAAACAGGGAUAAAGUAAU